UUACAUAAAUUCAAGGCCCUAUAUAGGGCCCUUGUAUAAAUUUGGCAUGCGCCCCCUCGUUCAUGCGCCGCGCAACGCAUGCGAUAUCUGCAGCUGAAUCGUGAGUCCCUCGGUCAAAUUUCACUAAUUUGACAGCUAUCUGGAAUCCUAAAAUCCUGGCUAAUUGGACAAGACAAAGGUUGUGCGUGGAGACAAGUUCACCAAGUUCUUAGGUAGAUUGAAGUUCUGAGAAUGGAGCUUGAAGGAGAUACUCCUCGGAGGCCUCUUGAACCUGGACCUUCUGUUGUAUCUGAGAAGAGAGUUCGAAUACAGUCCCAGGUCGUGAGCAGCAGCGAGGAUGACCAGACUUUCGUCCGACGUCAGCAACACGCUCUGAGCAUGCUGUCCGUCAUCCAGAGCCUCCACGACCAGAAGCAACUCUGCGACGUUGUCCUCUCCGUCGAAUCCAAGGAGAUCCCUGCGCAUCGCCUGGUCCUCUCGGCUUGUAGUCCUUAUUUCCAUGCCAUGUUCACUAGCCAACUCAAGGAGUCAAGACAGGAAGUGGUCAAACUCCAGGACAUGAAUGCCGAAGCCAUCGAAGCCAUAGUGAAUUUUGCCUACAGUGCAAACAUAGACAUCACCGAGGAAAAUGUCCAGAGCAUCACGAAUGCUGCAUGUGUCUUGCAGAUGGAAUCGGUGAUCAAUCUGUGCAGUGACUUUUUGAAGACUCAAAUGCACCCAACUAAUUGCUUGGGGAUCAGGAACUUUGCCAGAAUGCAUGGUUGCUUUGAGCUCAGUGAGGCAGCUGAUGCCUUCGUUCACCUCAACUUCCCCAAGGUCGUUGCGCACGAUGAAUUCCUACAACUCAGUACUAAAGACCUUGUUAAACUCAUUGAAAAGGACAGCCUGAACAUUGCCAAGGAAGAGGAGGUCUACCAAGCCACGCUCCGUUGGAUCCAGCACGACCUUGCCAAUCGGGAACAACUCAUCGGAAAUGUCUUCGAACAUGUCCGCCUUCCCCUGCUCUCUUGGAAGUUCCUGAACUCUCGGGUUAUAGAAAACCCUCUCCUCAUGAAGGACGAAAAGUUUCAGAAGUUUGUGGAUGAGGCUCGCCGUUACCAUGGCAGCAAGUUUUACCCAGGAUUACACUGGGAAGUGAGCAUGAGGACAGUGCCGAGACAUUCAUGUAGCCAAGCUCAGUUUAUUUACGUCAUUGGAGGUGAAGUAUCCCCAAGCCGGAACACCCUGUGCACCGCGGAACGUUACCAGCCCGCCAUCAACAACUGGUCCCCGCUGCCUCCCAUGAAGCAGUCCAGGCGCGGUGUAGGCGUGGCCAUUGUGGAUGGCAUCAUUUACGCCAUAGGGGGUGCAGACUCCACCCCCCUGAGGGACGUCGAAUGUUACGAUCCCCAGACGGACAGCUGGAGGAACGUGGCAAAGAUGAAGGUGCCGAGGAGUAGUGUUGCCGUGGCGACGGUCGGAGGUCAGGUGUACGCCUGCGGAGGAUAUGACGGGAUGAGGAGCGUGAAGUCAGUUGAACAGUACGAUCCAAACCUGAAUGAAUGGAAGGGUAUAGGAGACAUGCAUACCCAGCGUAGUAUGGCUGCAGCCAUAUCACACGGGGGCUAUCUCUACGUGAUUGGGGGAUAUGAUGGAGCGGAAGAUUUGAAAAGUGUUGAGCGUUAUCAUCCUUUGCUAAAGGUAUGGAAAGAAGUUAGUCCAAUGAGAGUGGCUCGUUCAAUGACUGCAGCAGCAUGUCUCAAUGAAAGGAUUUAUGUCAUUGGCGGAUGUGAACACAACAAAAGCCUGGCAUCUGUUGAGGUAUACCAUCCAUCCACUGAUACUUGGUCCGUCAUCAGCCAUCUAGUUCACCCAAGGAGCGGAGUAGGUGCAGCCAUUGUUAACAACCGCCUGUACGCCAUCGGGGGCUAUGACGGACAGGACGGGCUGCGGUCAGUUGAGAGGUACGAGGAGGACAAGGACGAAUGGGGCGUGGUCACACACAUGGAGGUUGCUAGGAGACGGUUUGGAUGCUGCUCAUAGCACAAGUUUUUAUACUUUUAAGUUUUAUACACUUUUAAUUUCAUCCUUUUUCAAAUGGGAGAUCUUGACUUGGAAUAACUUCUUUCAGUGUACAAAUUUAAAUUUUGUGAAUAAUGAAAAUGCCCAAAUUGGAAUUGCAGUUGACGCUUGCAGCUUGUAAAAUUUUGUUUCAAUAAAGUGUUUAGCAAAAUGAAAUUUUAAGAUUAUUAAGCCACUUAGUGGAGAUCAUGGAUAUAUUUUUGUAUAUUCUUUUUAUUUUGGAGAGUAAUUAAAUAUUGUAAAUUAUAGCUCUCAUGUUUGUUUCAUUGUGAAAACAGGGUUUGAAAAAAAUGCCAUUUUCAACAGAAAUCUGAGAGAGAGAGAAGAUUUAAUAUAGGCAUGAAAAAGUGAAAGUUAGAAUGCACUCUUUACCUUUAAAGAGAUAAUAUUCAGAAGUACUUGUUUCUGAAGAUAUUAUGGUACCUUUUUCUGAAUGUUCUGUACUUUGGCAUGUUUUUCCCUAUUCUAAAGUCUUUCAAAAUUAGAGUUACGAGGUUAUGCUGAAUGAUAUUCAUUGUUAUAUUUUUACUAUUGUCGAUCUUGCACAAUUUUAUUGGAUUUUCUGUUAUGCAAUGCAUUGCAAUAUGAUUAUUGAAAAAGUAAACAGUAGUUAUGUUAAAAUCUUUAUGGCUCAGGCUUAUGAGAAUCAUGAAUCGUUGUCUGAAAAUGGCAGUAUUUCAGGGAUUUGUAAGCCUGGCUCACACCUUUGUGUAUUGAGAUUGCGUUAUGCUCGGCAUUGCUGCCUUCGUCUAACGAAAGACGGAAAAUUCAGUCUAUUUUCAGUCAGGAUAUGCUUCGCUGAGACUUCAUUUUGCUUCGUGGCAUCCUCUCCCUCCAUAGACCAAAGUAACUUAUUUGCACCGCAGUGGUGGUAGAUAUUAUACGUCAUUGAUAGUAACAUGAAUGUGAUUGGCUGAUGCAUUCUUAUGCUCAAGGUGCAAUAGAAACAUGAGUCAUGGCGACAAACGAUCUACAAGCUCGGGCUCUUUGGAAUCAAAAGUUUGGAUUUUGCAUCACAUAUUUUAAGAAACUGGUAAGCUGAUGGUAUUCAUAAAAAUUUAAUUUUCAUUCCGGCGCUUUGUUUCUCCCAUUAAAAUGGAAUUUAAGGGAGAAAUCAGAGAGGGUGAGGUUGCACACCCUUUCCCCCAUAUCCGCUGUAGUUAAGUGUUGCACGAACCACCACCAUUAUGAGUCCUAUCGGAGUCUUCCGUCUGUGUAGGAGGACCGAGAGAAAUCAGAAAAUGUUUAAAAAACUCUUCAGAAACAGCAGAUUUUUCAGUCUAGUCUAAUGCAGCAUUAAACAGCUUAAAACGCAAAGGUUUGAGCCAGGCUUUACACAGUGGCAUACCCACAUUCCUAAUUUCUACUGAAAUCUGAGAAUAAGUAGAGGAAAAUGCAAUCGGGAUUCCCUCUAAAAAUACAACCUAUAAUUUUGUCAGGGUGUGUACAUGCUAAUGUUAUCCACUCACAAUGCAACUCUUUGAAAAAACAACAACAUAAAUUUGUAAAAUAGCCUCUUUUUGUAAUAAAAUGAUAUAAGGAUAACCCUGGUAUGGGGUAUAUCUUAUUUUUUUGUGUGCACUACUUUCUCUAUCAUCAUAUAUAAAUUGGAGUUCCUUGAUAUUUAUUAUAUGCUAGUUUUAAUUUUUAUUGUUUAUAAUAUGCAUCUUGUAGAAAUCUAUGCAUAAUUGAUAAAGUCACUGGUGCAGCCUAUAUGCAUACACUUUAUAAUGAAAUAUUCAUCUAUGAAUAUGAUUUAAGAAUUCAAACCCACCAGCAUAUUUCGAGUCAAAAUUGAAACAAUGCUGAUGAAAAUGAGCUAAUAAUUUUUACAAGAAUCUUUCAUUUUUCACCAACAGUAAUGCUGGUACCCACUUGAUUUUGUGGUAGUAUGAAUUACACAAGCCUUUUAUAGUGUAUUGUCAUAUGAAAUUGACAUGAUUGUUUAGACAAGAAAUUUUUUUUCAUCCUCACAAGAAGCUGAUAUUUUUCACUGGCAAUAAUGCUUGUGUCUAUUUUAAUCAGUUGUUUAGGUGAUGAUAUUUGCUUUCAGAGGGUAUUUCUAUAUAUUUAUAUUUCCUAUCAUGAGUUUGCUUGUAAGAGGCUUCCCAAAACCUGUUCUUCGUCCUCCACUGUGGUCGGAAAUAAUCUGCAAUAUUUUGCAGGACUAGAUGAGUAGAAAAACACUGCAGUGCAUUAGUCAGGAGUAUAGAGGGAUUUAGGAGUUGCAUUUGACUUUUGGAAGAUUUUCUUGUUUUGUUUUUGAAGACUGCUGCAUCCAUAGACCAGUUCAAGAAGUUCUUGAAGGCCCAUUUAUUCUCUUAAUGAACGUUGAUUGUUUUUGUUACUCAACCGGGUCCUGUUCCAUAAAACUUGUUAUAAUUAAACAAGUCUGCAAUAACAGUUAAAAGCUACUGAAAUCCUUCAAUCUGAUUGGCUGAUGGUAAAUUUGUUAAUAAAAAUUGUAUAUUCGUUAUUAUAACAAGACUUUACAAAACAAAACCCAGGUGGGUGUUUCAUAAAGCUGUUCGUAAAGUUACGAACGACUUUACGCACGACUGGAACAUGAUCUUAGGUCAUAACUCAAUUACAUAGGGAGAUCACAUAGCACAAGAAAGGAUUACCAGUCGUGCGUAAAUUCAUUCGUACCUAACCAACAACUUCAUGAAACACCCACUUGGUCCCUUUUGAAAUGUUAUCACUAUUUAGUGCCCAGCAUGUAUAUCAAAUGAGGCACAUAGUGGAGCAGUUUACCAAAUACUCAGUGGAUUUGAUUUAAUUAGCAAUACUGCAUGAGUAUAGAGACAUGGAGGAUUAUUUGUUCUUAUAUUUUAGAGGGGGAUGAUGAAGUUGAUGGUACAAAGGUUCCCUGACAUUUGCACCAGCAAAUAUUUUUCCUACCAAAUGUCCACGCAUUAUGUCAAACAUAAACCCUAACUUCAAAUAUAACUUUAAAUAUAAUCUGAAUCCUCACAUCAUUCUGUUCAGGAUUGGCACUUGGACCUUUGAAUCAUGUAUCUCUGUUUUUUAAUUGAAUAAAUAAGUAAAUGAAUAAAUAACUAACUAAUUAAGGAAGUAAAUAAAUGAAUGAGUGAGUGAGUAAAUGAAUAAAUAAAUCAAUGAAUAAAUAAAAACCCUGCCAUGGCCUUAACCUUAGAACUAUAACUUCAGAGAAAUUAGAGGAGGAGAAAUCGUGACAGGAACCAAAGUCAUGUUACCGAUUCAAUGCCUCACUUGCCCGACUAACCGUAGAUUGUCAUAACAAGAAAUUUUUUUUUUGUGAACUCUGUAUUGAAAUUAAAAUCCUGGUGAUAAUAAUAACAAUUGUCACAUAAUAGGUCAGUCUACCUGAUACUGUAUAUGGCACUGACUCCGAUCAUGUAUAGCGCCAGCUGUUGAUAACAAACAGGAUAUCAGAAUUCGCUCAUUUUCCAAUGAUAACUUACUCUAUUUCAAAUCAUGAUUUUCAAUUUAAUUCAAAGCAUGGGAACUGUGUGAUCAACACAUGGCCCUGCAGGGGUUGAUCCAGGAUUUUCCAAAAGGGGGGGCACAUUUUCUGGAGGAAAAAUUUGACAAGCAAAAAAAAGGGGGGCACACUUCUGUUUUAACGGCAUUUUUACAUUACACGUUUUAAUUGUGCCUCUCAAAAGGAUCCGACAGUGUCGCCCUGGGUGCCCCCCCCCCCAAGAUUUUGUCGGGGGGGGGGGGAUGCAACAUGUGUUAUUCACCAGAGGCAGCACCCCCUGGAAAUGUGGUAGGUACGCUGAAAUUUACAACAUUUAAUCAAAAUCUCCUUCAUUUUGUCGCUCCCCCAUAAAAAAAAAUCAUGCUCAUCUUUCACCAAGAAGAUUUUAUGAUUUUGUGUUGCCAAUUUACUUGUAAUAAGUUAUCUGUCUGUACUCGUGUGAUGUAUGUACUAUAUAAUAGUUCUUUUGAUUGUAACAAAAUUUAUAUAUUUUUGAAAGAUUUUUGUGUACACAUUCGGUACUCUAACAUUGUAUUAUGCUAGGUAUAUCAUGUUAGAAUUGAGAGGAAGUGUAAUAACAAUUUGAUAGUAUAUGAUUUGAUAUUAAAGAUAUCGAUAAUAGCCCAA
Lytechinus pictus (painted urchin) is the source of this 6154-nucleotide messenger RNA. Its product is annotated as kelch-like protein 12. Lineage: Eukaryota; Metazoa; Echinodermata; Echinoidea; Temnopleuroida; Toxopneustidae. The transcript is spliced from 7 exons. Gene Ontology annotation, molecular function: protein binding. The record is from RefSeq and is a predicted model, not a curated record. Bases 232 to 2022 code for a protein of 596 amino acids.